AUGUGCGGUAGUCCGUGCAAGCGUAUGAAGAGGAGAGUUCCAAAUGAUGCAAAAAUAGUCCCUUACAUACCCAAAAGUGACUACUUCAGCAAUGUAACCGGAGUAUACUAUCACUUUGGCAAGAUGGAAUGGAGGAGCAUUUGUCACGACCCCAUCAACCACUCCAAGCGUUGGCAAAAAACCUUCAGCAUAAGGAAAUAUGGAUUUUACUCAGCAAAAAAGUUAGCCGAGGUAACUUCUCUGAAAAACUUGAAAGAAUCCAAUCGUAUGCCUAAGAGCCUUCUACUUGAGAAAUUUAGAACUGAAUAUAAAGAUGACAUAGUUCUGGGAUCCACGAGUUAUUUUAUGCAUCGAACAAUGUUACCACAAGAAUGUGUACGCAUGGAUGUAGACUGUCUUAAUAAUUUCCCUAAAAUUCCCUACUUGGAUGUCAUAACGCAAUACGCUAUUGAAGAUCCACUCAACACAGAUUACAAUCCAGGCUACAAGUCACUAGGCACAUAUAAGUAUUCUCCUGUUGCGGGAGAUAAUUACACAAAACAUAGUGAUAAGUGCAUACAAAACGACAAUGGAACCCACAAUUUUUACGGAAAUUUGCCCAAAUCUUGGAACAUAACCAAUUUCAUACACAAUGUAUAA
Babesia microti strain RI is the source of this 639-nucleotide messenger RNA. RefSeq lists its product as hypothetical. Gene Ontology annotation, molecular function: DNA-binding transcription factor activity. The record is from RefSeq and is a predicted model, not a curated record. The coding region runs from base 1 to 639 and encodes 212 amino acids. Lineage: Eukaryota; Apicomplexa; Aconoidasida; Piroplasmida; Babesiidae. Gene Ontology annotation, biological process: regulation of DNA-templated transcription. The transcript has a single exon.